This is a messenger RNA of Melampsora larici-populina 98AG31, 2578 nucleotides long. RefSeq lists its product as uncharacterized. The transcript is spliced from 5 exons. The coding region runs from base 1 to 2016 and encodes 671 amino acids. Gene Ontology annotation, biological process: transmembrane transport; fungal-type cell wall biogenesis. NCBI's taxonomy places the organism in Eukaryota, Fungi, Basidiomycota, Pucciniomycetes, Pucciniales, Melampsoraceae. The record is from RefSeq and is a predicted model, not a curated record.
AUGUUGUCAACUUUCUUCAAAUCCUCAAAAACUGUCCCUCGGUGGACUAGUUCAAUUCCCAUUCUACUUUCCCUCGUCUUACAAGUUACAUCUCGGAGUGAUGUCAUUGAAACGAGCUCAGUGUCAUAUUGCUCGACUCCUCAAGCUAUCAUCGUCGAUACCUUUGAUGUACGAUACUACAAAUCUAACAACUCGCUAGGAUUUGACUUGUCAGCAGCUUCAGUGUCGACAGGACUAAAUCUCGAAGCACAACUCUCACUAAAUGUCUAUGGUCUCAACUCCCUCAAUCUCUCAAUCGAUCUCUGCUCAGUGCUCUCCGGUGUAUUGUGUCCAUUACCAACGUAUAACUUUACUGGAUCGGGUGGUUAUACUAUUCCUGCUGCAAAUGUCCCCUCGAUCACUGGAUUGGCCUGGGUCGUACCUGAUAUCGAAGCCGUCAUCACGGUCGUUUUGACAGAUACCAACACAAAUGAAGCUGCUGCCUGUUUACAAGUUACUCUCACUAAUGGGCUCACCGUCGGUCUUUCAUCGGUCUCUUGGCCUACAGCUGCGGUUCUUAUUCUCAGCUUCGCACUCGCCACCGUUCAUCCUUUCCAAUUCGGGAUUCUCUUUCUUUUACUCAGUAAUCAUUUGCAACACAUGGCCAUGUCCGGCAUGAUGAGCCUUAAUUAUCCCACUGUGUUUCGUACAUGGACUACCAACUUUGCAUAUGCCGUUGGCCUAAUUCGAUCUGAUGCCAUUUCGCGAGCAGUUGACAGACUAAGAAGAGCUACCGGUGGAAAUGGAUUCUCAACCGCUCAAGAUCUCGUUGCUUUCACAUCUCGGCACUUCUCACCUUACAAUCAAGCGUCGGGUCCCAUGAAUUCAGAACAGGCGAGCCCUAACCUUGCAUCUCGAACUGCUAUCAGUACCCUCUUGGCUACCACCAAAGUUCUCAUGGCCAACAGCGUAGAGAGAAAACCAUUGGGCGAACUGAUUGCAACGACUCCCAGAAAUGAUUAUGUCGUUCCAGUCGUCACUACCAACACGACGUUACUAGACCCAGGGCUAUCAGCCUAUGUCAAUGAAUUAGGAUUUCCAGUCGAAAAUGCUUUCACAGUGGUCUUUAUGUGGACUAUCAUCUUGAUCGCACUUGGACUCGCUAUCACCGCCAUUCUGGUUGCCUUUCUCCGCAUUCGGCAAAGAAAUUGGCGUACACCUAUGCAGACUGUAUCACGACACAUCUCACCCGUCGGAUUAAAAGCUUUGCUGUUUGUUUGGCCUCCGAUCACGCUCUUUACUUGUUGGCAAUGGAGGUUAGGAAGAACAGAUGCUUGGUUGCCUAUCUUUUUAAGUGUCAUACUAUGGCUUGCUUGCACUCUUGCCUUGGGUUGGGUUUCUUGGACUAGAUUCAAGAUUGGUAACAAUUCAGAUUUUGAUAAGUUUGAGUCGCGUGAAAGUAUUGGUAUCUUUAAAGAAAAUAGGUGGUGGGCUUUUUUUCCUUGGGGAAUUCUUUGUUUUGUGAAAGUGACUGUAAUCGGUUUUGGUCAGGGUUGGGGUGAAAGACAAGUUAUAGCAACAAUUGUUCUAGAGGCGCUACUUUUGAUUUUCCUGAUAGCUACCAGACCUUUUCAACAAAGACGAUUCAACGUGCUCGCGAUCAUCCUUGGUGUACUCCAGCUUAUCGAAGACUGCGUUUUGGUCACAUUCGUACCGAGACAAGACGUUCAACCUAUACCUCGAGCUGUCCUAGGCUUUGUACUCAUCGGAGUUCAGAGUAUUGGUUUCAUCAUCAUAUUCGGGUUCACUGCUGUGAUCUUGGUACUACGUGCGAAAUUCGUGUUCAAACAACAAAUACUACGUUCGAACGAUCCAAUCGUUGUCGAUGGAGAAAAGGAACCGUUUUCACCUGAACCUAAAACCCAUGAAAUCCUUCAUGUCGAAGCUGAACAUCAACCGAUCAUGCACAACAGACAGCAUAGUGAACCGGAUACAAGUACACUACAUGAUAUUCCGAUUUCACCACAAAGAUCUUGAUCUUCAUUCAAGACGUCGUCAAAAGGAAUCAUUCUCGAAAAAAACCAAACAAGUCAUUCAAAACUUCAAAACUUAGAUUUCUAAUUCGAUUCAUUUCUUACACCAUCAGAACUUCUUUUUCAAUAUAAUCUCAAAACUAAGUUGGAUGGACGUUUAUCUAUUAUUUUUUUCAUUAAUAUGAGUUGGUUUGUGAAUGUGAUGAUUAAUUAUUACAGAAGAAGAAGGUAUAUUUUUUUUUAGAAGAAUUUUUAUUUUUUUUUCGCUCUCAAAGGAAAUUCAUUAUUAAUGGAAAUAGCAAAACAGGUAGAUUAUAAUCCAUCAUGAAGAUCUCAUGAACUUGUAUAACGAAUAUGAUUUUUUUUAUCACAUCUGAUCUUAUUUAAACUGAUGUGAUUUUUUUCUUUUUUCCAAUUGAAUCGAAAAAAACCCAAACCCAAACUCCAAAAACUCAUUAGUAUUAAUUCUUUUUUCUUUAUAUUUGUUGAUGUAUUAUUAUUAUGAACUUUUUUUUAUCAUUAUUGGUUCUGCAUGCAUUUUAAAAAUCUUUUUGGACAUUUUUUGC